CGGCAACCGGGGGCAGGGCCCGGGCUCAGAGCCACUCCCGGCCUCUAAGCACGAGUCAGAGCAGUUCUUCGGUGGAAGACAGGAACCCGAGAUGACCUGGGCUUCGGGGCAGUUGCCAGAGCCUGCUGGGGCGCCCCAUUCACAUCCGGUGUCAGUGAGGGGGGAUUCCUCGCUGCCCGCAUCACCGUCGGAAAACCAGGUGCCCGUGAGACCCCGUUGCCACACCGACUGCCUGGAGGCGCCCCUCUCCUGCCUCUUCCGAAGGCUGGGAUGCGAAGUGGGCGCGCACCCCUGGAUCUUCCUGCUGGUGCCCAUGGUGCUGACGGCCGCUCUGGGCACCGGUUUGAUUUACCUGCCCAAGGAUGUAGAAGAAAACCUCGAGGAGCAGUACACCCCAAUAGGGAGCCCAGCCAAGGCCGAGCGGCGCUUUGUGCAGGAACGCUUCACCGCCAACGACUCUUACUGCUUCUCCAUCUCCAGGAAGAGCACCGAGGUCAAUUUCGCUUGUAUUCUAGCGGUCUCCAACACCACCUCCCUGCUAGAACCAGCAAUCUUAUCAGAAGACAGUAAAGUGGAUGACGUGAUCCAGGAUCUGUAUGCGACGGGGGAAAACGGAACCCAGAUCCACUACAAUCAGGUGUGUGCCAAGCACCAGGGUCUCUGCCUGCCUUCCAACCCACUCCUGUAUGCCUGGCAGAUGAACAGGGACCUCGACCUGAGAAAUGUCACUUUCCCAAUCUACAACCACACCUGUCAGCCCAUCUACCUGGCUGGCACCAUUGGAGGAACCUUCUUAGGUGAGAGGAUGGGAAUGAACCAGUUACUCCUGGAAGCCAAAGCCCUGAGGCUGGUCUACUACCUGAAAACUGAGGAUGGAGAGGACAACGAACGUGGUAAGAAAUGGCUGACCCGUUUCCUGAACCAAUUUAGCAACAUUGAAAAGAGUCUGGCCUCCAAGAGGAUCCAGGUGGUCUACUUUACAUCAAUUUCUACACCGGAACUUGAAGCAACUUUGAUGACAGUGAUCCCUCUGUUUCACUUGGCAUACCUUCUAAUCAUAUUAUUUGCAAUCCUAUCAUGCUACAGGUGUGACUGUGUACGAAACAAAAUGUGGGCUGCAACCUUUGGAGUGAUUUCUGCUGCCUUGGCAGUGGUGAGCGGCUUUGGCCUGAUGUUGUACAUUGGGGUGCCAUUUGUGAUCAUAGUUGCAAAUUCACCAUUUCUUAUUCUAGGUGUGGGGGUUGAUGACAUGUUUAUGAUUUCUGCCUGGCAGAAGACCAGCCUCAUGGAUAACCUCAAACAGCGGCUGUCCAGUGUCUGUUCCAAAGUGGCAGUGUCCAUUACAAUCACCACUGUCACCAACGUCCUGGCCUUCUAUACAGGGAUUAUGACCUCUUUCAGGUCCGUACAAUACUUUUGCAUUUAUACAGGAACAACCCUGCUCUUUUGUUAUUUUUAUAACAUCACCUGUUUUGGAGCAUUUAUGGCCCUGGAUGGUAAAAGAGAAGUAGUCUGUCUAUGCUGGUUGAAAAAGCCAGAAACUCCUGACCAAAAGUGUUCUUCAUUUAAAAAGUCCUGCUGUGUCCCAUGUGAUUCUCUUCCAGAUGAACAAGAAACUGAUGUCCAUCCAAUGAAUUUGUUCUUCAGAGACUAUUUUGGCCCUUUUCUCAGAAGCACUGAGUCCAAGUUUUUUGUAGUGCUUCUAUACGUUUUGUACAUCAUCAGUAGUAUGUAUGGGUGUUUCCAAGUGCAGGAAGGGUUAGACCUUCGAAAUUUGGCAAGUGACGAUUCCUACAUCACACCAUUUUUUAAUGUAGAAGAAGACUAUUUUUCGGAUUAUGGCCCCAGGGUUAUGGUUAUUGUUACUGAAACUCUUGACUACUGGGAUAAAGAUGCUAGGCAAAAACUGGAAAAAUGUCUGGCAGAUUUGGAAAACAGUGACUAUGUAGAUAAAAAUGUUACAGAGUUUUGGUUACGAGAGUAUGUGCAAUAUAUGGAAAAUAGCGGGCAAGAUGUAAAUGAUAAGAAUACUUUUAUAAACAGUUUGCCCAGUUUUUUAACAAAUUUUCCACUUUUUAUGUAUGAUAUUAAUAUUUCAUCUUCACAUGAAAUCAUUGCUUCCCGGGGCUUCAUUCAGACCAUUGGCGUUUCUUCUUCAACCAAUAAGAUGAUGUUAUUCCAGUUACGAAGCAUAACUGAAAAGUGUGAAAUUCCCCUAAUGGUGUACAACCCGGCAUUCAUAUAUUUUGAUCAGUUUGCCGCAAUAUUAGAAAACACUGUUCGAAAUGUCAUUGUUGCAUCCUCAGCUAUGUUCAUUGUUUCCUUAUUGUUCAUUCCUCAUCCACUGUGUUCCUUCUGGGUAACUUUUGCUAUUGCUUCUGUGAUUGUGGGAGUAACAGGGUUCAUGGCAUUCUGGAAUGUCAAUCUUGAUUCCAUAUCCAUGAUUAAUCUUGUCACUUGUAUAGGGUUUUCUUUCGAUUUUUCUGCACACAUUUCUUACGCAUUUUUUUCCAGUUCUAAGCCCUCAGUAAACCAAAAAAUAAUUGAGGCAUUGUAUCUGCUAGGCUACCCAGUGUUACAAAGUACAGUUUCAACAGUAAUAGGGGUGGGUGUUUUAUCUGCAGCUAAAGCAUACAUCUUCAGGACACUUUUUAAGAUUAUGUUUCUUGUUAUGGUAUUUGGGGCUGCUCAUGGCCUAAUUUUUAUUCCAGUAUUCUUAACCUUUUUUUGAAGGUUUGUUUGA
Molecule: messenger RNA, 2743 nt
Organism: Acinonyx jubatus (cheetah)
Lineage: Eukaryota; Metazoa; Chordata; Mammalia; Carnivora; Felidae
Product: patched domain-containing protein 3
Cellular component (GO): membrane
Source: RefSeq, a predicted model, not a curated record